Molecule: messenger RNA, 601 nt
Organism: Penaeus chinensis
Lineage: Eukaryota; Metazoa; Arthropoda; Malacostraca; Decapoda; Penaeidae
Product: cuticle protein AMP4-like
Exons: 4
Coding region: 1-456 (151 amino acids)
Cellular component (GO): chitin-based extracellular matrix
Molecular function (GO): structural constituent of chitin-based larval cuticle
Source: RefSeq, a predicted model, not a curated record
AUGAAGCUCUUAGCUUUGAGUGUGGAGAAUUUUGAUACAGCGCUCUCCUCUCUCCCGCAGGCCAUCCUCCUCGCCCUCGCGGCCGUGGCCCUCGCAGAAAAGCUGCCCGGCGCCGCCCCUCCCGUCAUCGCCAUCCUCAGGAGCAGCCAAGUCAACCCCGACGAGCUCGGCGCCCACAGCUCCGACUUCGAGGCCGAGAACGGCAUCGUGUUCCAGUUCUCGGGCUCCGAGGGUGUCAACGGCGGAGCCAACAUGGUCGGAUCUUUCAGCUACCCCCAGGAGGACGGCUCUCUGGCCGAAGUCAAGUUCGUGGCCGACGAGAACGGCUUCCAGCCCGAGUCCUCCCUCCUGCCCGUGGCCCCCGCCUUCCCCCACCCCAUCCCCCAGUUCGUCCUCGACCAGAUCGAGUUCGCCCGCCUCGAGGACGAGCGCAAGGCUCGCGAGGAGAAGAACUAAGCCGAGCGGGAGAGGAGCAGUGCUUCAACUGCGCGAAAAAGGACGGAAGUCUCAUCGACAUAUUUAUUUAUGAAAUGUAAAGGGAUAUUAGUCAUAUCCCUUGUGCGCAUUUGUUAAAUAAGUGUAAAUAAAUGUUCAUUACAAA